Corticium candelabrum is the source of this 1723-nucleotide messenger RNA. Its product is annotated as NLR family CARD domain-containing protein 3-like. Gene Ontology annotation, molecular function: protein binding; GTPase activator activity. Bases 111 to 1457 code for a protein of 448 amino acids. The transcript is spliced from 10 exons. The record is from RefSeq and is a predicted model, not a curated record. Lineage: Eukaryota; Metazoa; Porifera; Homoscleromorpha; Homosclerophorida; Plakinidae.
UAUGUUUUGCACACUUUGAGCAUCUGGUUGUCAAAGUAGCUGUUUUGCAAGGAUCUCAUCUGGAGACAAAAUAUAUCUGGAGGGUAUCUCGUUGGUUGCGUAAGUUACCAAUGGGUAAUAGCCCCAACAGUUUUCAUCUCGUUGUUUCCAAAAUCGAAGCAAACAACCCUGAAAUCGAAGAACUAGAUCUCGAGACUCAUGACCUCGGAGACAAACGAGUGCGACUACUGUCGGAAGCUUUGAGACAGAACAACACUCUGCAGUUGCUCAAUUUGUCCGCUUGCAAUGUCACUGCGACUGGUGCGCGCUUCUUAUCUGAUGCCAUCUGCAGUGUCAUCAUCACAAGCAACAUCAGGAGACUAAAUUUGUCCAACAACCCAAAGAUGGGACCUGAAGGUGGUCACUAUCUAGCCAAUGCACUGCAAAACAAUAAAAUAUUAGAACAUUUGAAGGUGAACCAGUGUGGCUUGGGCGACGAGGGAUUCUCUCCUAUUGCUUGUGCUCUGGCCUCGAACAGGUCUUUGUCCGUGUUGGAAUCAGGUGAUAAUAACAUAACUGAUGAAGGAGCUCAGUCUCUGUCGGAGGCUCUAAAGUUAAACACGACAUUGGAGGGCAUCUCAUUGUGGCACAAUUUGAUCAAAAGCCAUGGUGCACAGCAUCUUGCUGAAGGCCUGAGCGUAAACAAGUCAAUGAUAUGGAUAGGACUAGGAAGCAACAUGAUUGGUGCAGAAGGAGCAUGGGCGUUUGCUGAAGGAAUACAAGGAAACGUUUCUCUCCAGUGGCUUGGAAUGGGAGGAAACGAGAUAGGAGACCGAGGAGCUAUGCAUCUUGCCACCUUACUCACAGGAGAUGCUUGCUCUGUGCAGUCUAUUGGGCUCGGUGGCAAUAACAUAUCUGACGAUGGUGCAUCUCACCUCGCACAAGCACUCAAGUCUAAUACUAAAUUGAGUUCUCUUGGUCUUGGAGGGAACACAAUAGGUGAUGAUGGUGCUCAACAUCUAGCAGACAUGCUUACCAGCAACAAUACACUACAGAAACUGCUCCUCUCGUCCAACGUUAUUGGUGACACGGGUGUCAUUCACCUUGCUACUGCUCUGGAAUCCAACAUGGGACUGGAAACUCUCUUACUAGCAGAAAACCCAUUCGGAGAUGAAGGGGGUACAACACUGACUCAGACACUCUGCUCACACAAUAAGACACUUCACACACUGGAUGUCCGCAGAACGCAGAUGAGCCGAUCAGGAGAGAAACAACUAGUUAAAGCACUGGAGAAAAAAAGUGCCAUAACAAAACUAGGAUCAGGACAUGACAAACAGAGCCCUCUUAUGUUAAUCAAAGGAAAUGAGAAUCGACAAUUUCGUGAAGGACAAGAACGACGAUCAGAAGCAGCAGCUGCUGUGAAGAAAUAUAGGAAUCAAGCCAUUCCGGGAAUGGAGGACGGUUUCGAUGUCCACUAAUUACAGACUGCACCACAGUUACAUACGCCAUAGUUGGAAAUUAUAAGCUAUUUUGAAACGAUAGUAAGGUAUCACCCUUACUAUAGUUGCUGUAUAAGAAUAUCUGUCUCACACCAGGCAGUUCAUUGCCCUAACAAACCGGAGCAUAAACCGCUCAAUAAUCAUUUACCUAGUCUCCGUUCACAGUUUGCAAAUGUUUCUAUAGUUGCUAAGAAUGACUUGUAGUUUACGUUGUGAUGAGUGUAAAGAGACCUAGACACAAUCAG